Molecule: messenger RNA, 1468 nt
Organism: Bufo bufo (common toad)
Lineage: Eukaryota; Metazoa; Chordata; Amphibia; Anura; Bufonidae
Gene: CD2BP2
Product: CD2 cytoplasmic tail binding protein 2
Exons: 6
Coding region: 140-1201 (353 amino acids)
Cellular component (GO): U5 snRNP
Molecular function (GO): protein binding
Source: RefSeq, a predicted model, not a curated record
UCAUCUUCCUGAGUCAAAACAAAUCGCGCCAGGGAUCCCGCUGCACACAGGUGAGCGGUGGCCCGAGUCCCGCACCUCCUCCUCCACCGCCGCCGCCCCGCACCCCUCUUAUACUGCUGGUAUUUGGUUUCGUCCUAGAAUGUCGAAGAGGAAAGUAACGUUUGAAGAUCUGCCUGAAGAGGAGGAGAGAAAGAAGAGACGGUUUCCAGAGACGGUCGGGGGUCCCGGCAGCCGCUUUAAGGGGAAGCAUUCUCUGGACAGCGAUGAGGAGGACGAGGCGGAGGACGAAUCGGGGGAAUCCUCCAAGUAUAACAUGCUGGCCCCGGAGGAUGUGGAAGGGCAGGAGAACGCCACCCUGGAGUCGGAGGGGGGGGUGCAGAUCACGCCCUUCAACCUGAACGAAGAGAUGGAGGAGGGGUAUUUUGACUCUGAGGGGAACUACUUCUUGCGGAAGGAGGACCAAAUCCGAGACCACUGGCUGGAGAACAUUGAUUGGGUCCGUAUUAAGGAGCGGGAGGCUCCGGUCCCCAGUGCGGAUGAGGAGUCGGACUCGGAUGAAGGGCGUGCGCCCAUGGAGAUGAAGAACAUCCUGGAGGAGAUCCUGAAGGUGCUACAGCCAGGGGAGACCGUGGCCAGAGGCAUCCAGCGCCUGGGGGGGAGCGGGUCCCGGAAGAGGGUCCGGACGCAGAGAGUGAAGCCAAGCCGGGAGCAGCCAGAUGUAGCAGAGCCCAGUCCGCGCAGUGCGGAGGACAGAACACGGACUGACCAUGCCUCGGAGGAGGGCAGCACAGAUCCACAGCUGGAGGACGAGAAGAUGGAUCCCCUGGAGCGACUCAUCUCCAUGGCAGAUCAGAUGGUGGCCCUGGGGGUGUAUGAUGUGUACCAGGACUCGUAUGAGAAGCUGGCGUACAAGCUGCGCGCUCUGGCGCCGCCGGCGCCCGCCCUCGACAUGUUUGCAGAUGAGGUGGAAGAGGAGAAGCUGGCGACCAAGGAAGUGGCGCAGACGACGGAUGAGGUUCUGUGGGAAUACAAGUGGGAGAACAAGGAGGGCGCCGAGCUGUACGGCCCGUUCACCAGCGUCCAGAUGCAGGAAUGGGUGGACGACGGAUACUUCCCGGAAGGCGUGUACUGUCGGCGAGUGGACAGCGCCAGUGGGCAGUUCUACAAUUCGCACCGCCUGGACUUUGACUUGUAUGUGUGAUGGCGGCACACGGACACGUCCUGGAACCGCUGCUCGGGGGUCAUACGUGUGCAGUGUCCAGGAGGGUGGUGUCUUGUGUUAUUCUCCCCCCCCCCCCGGCAGGUUCCGGUCUGUAUUCUGCUGUGUGCACCCAACAGCCAGUGAGUGACGCCUGAGGGGGUCAAGACUGAGGGUGCACCCACCGCCGCUCUGUACAGGCAGCAGAGGGCGCUACGCUGUUCCAUUACUAACUGUGAAUACAAUAAAGGUUUAUGAUGCUGGACCUGC